Molecule: messenger RNA, 1831 nt
Organism: Mirounga angustirostris (Northern elephant seal)
Lineage: Eukaryota; Metazoa; Chordata; Mammalia; Carnivora; Phocidae
Product: alpha-mannosidase 2-like
Exons: 7
Biological process (GO): protein deglycosylation; N-glycan processing; mannose metabolic process
Cellular component (GO): Golgi membrane
Molecular function (GO): alpha-mannosidase activity; carbohydrate binding
Source: RefSeq, a predicted model, not a curated record
CCUUAUGUUUACACAACACUGCCCUUUGUCAGAGUGCAACGUGGAAGGUUUUACUCAGACGUGACUUGCUUUUUGGAACAUGUUACCCAUGGGGUCCGACUGUACAACAUCCAAGGAAUAGACGGACAGUCUGUGGAAGUGUCCAAUAUCGUGGACAUCCGAAAAGAACAUAACCGUGAGAUUGCAAUGAGAAUUUCUUCUAGCAUAAACAGUCAAAACAAAUUUUAUACUGACCUGAAUGGAUAUCAGAUUCAGCCCAGAAUGACGAUGAGCAAAUUGCCUCUUCAAGCAAAUGUCUAUCCGAUGACCACAAUGGCCUAUAUACAGGACACCAAGCAUCGCUUGACAUUACUCUCAGCUCAGUCUUUAGGGGUUUCAAGUUUGAAAAGUGGUCAGAUUGAAGUUAUCAUGGAUCGAAGAUUCAUGCAAGAUGAUAAUCGCGGCCUUGAGUAAGGUGUCCAUGAUAACAAGGUUACAGCUAAUUUAUUUCGACUACUACUGGAAAAAAGAAGUGUGAAUACGGAAGAAGAAAAUAAGUCAGUUAUCCUUCUCUCGUUAGCCACAUAACUUCCUCUUUCCUGAAUCAUCCUGUCUUUACAAUGACAGAAAAGAUCCCCGUGCCCACCCUUCAGCUGCUAGGUGAAUUCUCUCCGUUACUGUCAUCUUUGCCUUGUGACAUUCAUCUCGUUAAUCUGAGGACAAUACAGUCAAAGGUGGAUGGCAAGCAUUCCGAUGAGGCAGCCUUGAUCCUCCACAGGAAGGGGUUUGACUGCCGCUUCUCGAGCAGAGACACGGGGCUGCUUUGUUCCACAACCCAGGGAAAGAUUUUGGUACAGAAGCUUUUUAGCAUGUUUACUGUCGCAAGUCUCAUACCUUCAUCAUUAUCCUUGAUGCAUUCACCUCCAGACGCCCAAAAUAUAAGUGAGAUCAACUUGAGUCCCAUGGAAAUCAGCACAUUCCGAAUCCAGUUGAGAUGAACCUGGCUUUCAAAUUUGGAUUGGGAAGCAUUGUCUUUUAUACACUUCUUGGUUUGACGUGCAAUAAGGAAGCACAUUAUUUUAGCUUCUGGCUACUGUGAGGACAUGGAUUCUGUGAUUGUUAUUAUAAUUAUUAUUAUAAUUAUUUUUUUUUUUUACUAGUACAGAAAGAAAAAAAAAAGCCAUGCUAUAGCCAGUUUUUCUUUAAGUUCCAUCCAUGAAUCACCACCAUCAGUAUGAAUCGAUGCAACAAUGAAGGAAGAAAUGUCUAAAACAACCUCUCCAUAGAUUGUAUCUCAGGUUAAAUGCUAACUAACUAUAUCUGUGUCGGGAGUUGUGAAGAGAUUGUUAUAAGUAUUCAUGUUGCUGAUCCUUCAUUAGUUUUACAAAAAUACCCAUUUUUACCAAAAUGGAAUAAAAAGCUGAAGGGUAAUAGCUAAUGGCCAAAAUGGUUGCAAUCGUUCAUACGCAUUCGAAAAAUUUUGUGUAUUGAAAUAUGUGGAAAAGUGCAAUCCAUCAACCCUUAUGAUAUCUGUACAUCAUUGAUCUUCACACCUUUUUCUAAUGUACCACUUGACCCCUCCCUUCUCACUCUUUGUAUUUCCAGAAAUAGCAGAUUUUGAAUCAUUCAAUAGUAGAAAAAGAGGCAUAUUUUCAUUACUUGACAAUGUGGGAUAGGUGCAAUUUAUUCCAUUGUCACUAAGAUAGAAAAAGCAAUCCCAUAGGUACCAUAACCUCUUUUAGGUACCACAAGGUGUCUUUUUGCACAGCUCAUUUGAAUACAGAUGUUCGGAGAGGGGUUUUCUAUUUUAAAAAUAACCAUAUCAAAAUAAAUGUGCCUUAUUUUUUUAUAA